Messenger RNA from Bipolaris oryzae ATCC 44560, 687 nucleotides. RefSeq lists its product as uncharacterized. The transcript is spliced from 3 exons. NCBI's taxonomy places the organism in Eukaryota, Fungi, Ascomycota, Dothideomycetes, Pleosporales, Pleosporaceae. The record is from RefSeq and is a predicted model, not a curated record. The coding region runs from base 1 to 687 and encodes 228 amino acids.
AUGGACUCCCUCCCCGUAAAUAACAAAACCGCCGGCGAAGCAGAAAGCACAUACAACAAAGCCCUCGAAACAGGCGCUGGAGCAACUCAGAACUUCGCUCCUGUAAAGCGCGUCUGCGCACAUCUGAAUGCGUUCCACGCUUAUGCCGACGAUCCCAAGCGGGCUGCUGUGGAAGCGAAUCACUACUGUGCGCAUCUAAAUGAUGAAGUGCGGCAGUGUAUUCUCUAUGACUCGCCUGAGCCAGGGGCUCGCAUUAUUGGCAUUGAAUAUAUGAUCUCUCCGAGACUUUACGAGACCCUGCCCGCCUCCGAACAGGAGCUCUGGCACUCCCACGUCUUCGAAGUAAAAUCCGGCAUGCUAAUAAUGCCGCGUCCCGCGUCCAUGCCCGAAGCCGCCUGGGAGAUCGCCGAGAAUCGAGAGAUGGAAGAAGUGAUCCAACUUUACGGUAAAGUCUACCACUUGUGGCAGACGGACCGAGGCGAUAAGUUGCCGUUGGGUCCUCCGCAGCUCAUGACGAGUUAUACGGCGGAGGACCAGAUGCCGGAUUUUGAGGAGAGGAUGAGGGAGAGGGAUCAGAGGUUUGGGAGUGAUUAUAGGAGGAAGGCGGGGGUCAGGGAGUAUAUUGAGGUGCCGCGGGUGCAUGAGAAGGCGGAUGCGACGUGGGCGAAGGGUGGGUUGGGACAUUGA